Molecule: messenger RNA, 1090 nt
Organism: Fomitopsis serialis
Lineage: Eukaryota; Fungi; Basidiomycota; Agaricomycetes; Polyporales; Fomitopsidaceae
Exons: 3
Coding region: 129-743 (204 amino acids)
Source: RefSeq, a predicted model, not a curated record
CUUGAGUUUCGGAGGGAGGACUACUGACAGGCGCUUAUUUCGGCGCCACUGCGCCACUGUGCCGCAACCCCGUCUGAAGAUCUGAACCUGCCUUUCAAAGCUUCAUCUACCACUGUCAUCUUCCGCACAUGUUCGCGUUCACCCUGCCACGCCUGACUGCCCUGCCCUUCGCUAUUUCUCGGCCGGUGCGCCCUUUCGUCCAAACCACAGUCUGCGAUAGGCCGGCGCGCCCUGUUUCGCUGUGCACCUCCCGAGUGCACCCACCGUCGACGGAGCCGGCCAGACACUACGUCGCAUCACCAGCCAUCUCGUACGGCUCCGAGACGCUCUUUUAUCCACGAGGCGGGUAUCUUGGACACCGACACGACCCUCAUCUACAUCCUGAGCUCCGCGUACAACUGCUGCGUCUCCGCGACCCGACCGGCGCGACGCUCGACGAUAACACGUCGCAAUGCGACAGCCCCGAGGACCUGACCUUCACGAUCGGCGGCACCGAGUACACCUUCACUGCCAAUUCCCGGAUCUGCCCCUGGCCGUGCUCUGUUAGUGCAUCCGCUCCCUCUACACAUGCAUGUUCGCUCACUCGAUUCCCGCAGCUGAACACGGCGAUCGUCCGCACCACUGACUACGUCGACGACCUUGUUCGACAAGCAACAGCCUGGCGAGCAGGUACCGGCCCUGGGCAGGAACCGGGCAAGCCACCGCCGGACGAGCAGGAGCCAUCGAGUGCGAGGCGCGCAUGAGCCCGCCUAAGACGAGACGAGGGUGGCGAGCACGAAGACACCAAGUGUCGGGCCUUCUUUCCGGGUGUAGGACGGGCACGACAGGCAUGCAACGAUCGAGCGAGAACCUGACGAAUAUGCGGCCACCGAGCAAGAGCUGGGGUAACAUGAUGCAGACGAGCGCGAGGCAUGAACGACGAGACCAAACCCGCUGGGCUUGUGCUCGGCAAGCACGGUACGGGAGACGAACCCCGGGAUCACCGUGAGUUGGUGUGGCGGCGGAUGCGAACACCUUCUGCAUCUCUAAAUGUGUAUAGUUCACACGUACAUAUGUAGUUACUCGCAAUAUAUCUGCCUCCAUGCCUGCA